UAUGCGCGCAAAAGUGCUAACGCCUUUCCCCCGCCCGCGCAGUCACCGCCACCUCAUCAAUGACUUGCACUCCCUCCUGCCCCAUAGCCGCAAGGACGCCAAACUCGACACCAAGACGAAGCUGUACCAGCUCAACGAGGUCGCCGAGCUGUACAACUGCAACAACGUCAUGUUCUUCGAGGCCCGCAAGGGCAAGGACCUGUACCUAUGGAUGAGCAAGCCGCCCAACGGGCCGACGGUCAAGAUGCACCUCCAAAACCUUCACACCAUGGAGGAGCUGCACUUCACCGGCAACUGCCUCAAGGGCUCGCGCCCCAUCCUCUCCUUCGACGCCGCCUUCGACAAGCAAGCCCACCUCCGCGUCAUCAAAGAGCUCUUCCUGCACACCUUCGGCGUCCCCAAGGGCGCGCGCAAAACCAAGCCCUUCAUCGACCACGUCAUGGCCUUCACCGUCGCCGAAGGCAAGAUCUGGAUCCGGUGCUACGAGGUCAGCGAGAGCGAAGCGGAAAAGGCCAGCAAGAAGGCCAAGGACGGCGAGGAGGACAUGGACGUCGACGACGCCGCGCCCAAGAAGGGCGCAAACAAGCACGAGACCAAGGCCUCGCUCGUCGAGAUCGGCCCCCGCUUCGUCCUCACCCCCAUUGUUAUCCAGGAGUCUAGCUUUGGCGGCCCCAUUAUCUACGAAAACAAGGAGUUCGUCUCCCCCAACCAGAUCAGGUCCGAGCUGCGUCUUUCAAAGGCCGGCAGGCACAACCGCCGCGCCGAGCAGGGCCUGGAGCGCAAGACCAAGCGCGGCGACCUCGGCCUCGUCAGCGAGGGCGGCCGCAAGAAGGAGAAGGAUGCGCUGGACGACAGGGUUCUCUUUGCAUAGUGGUAGUAGUCGGUGGACAGAUUUUGGUCCAAG
This is a messenger RNA of Aplosporella prunicola CBS 121167, 904 nucleotides long. RefSeq lists its product as uncharacterized. Gene Ontology annotation, biological process: ribosomal large subunit assembly; rRNA processing. The transcript is spliced from 2 exons. The annotation marks the transcript as partial. Gene Ontology annotation, cellular component: nucleolus. Gene Ontology annotation, molecular function: rRNA binding. NCBI's taxonomy places the organism in Eukaryota, Fungi, Ascomycota, Dothideomycetes, Botryosphaeriales, Aplosporellaceae. The record is from RefSeq and is a predicted model, not a curated record.